This is a messenger RNA of Saccoglossus kowalevskii, 1047 nucleotides long. Its product is annotated as RYamide receptor-like. Gene Ontology annotation, molecular function: tachykinin receptor activity. Gene Ontology annotation, biological process: G protein-coupled receptor signaling pathway. Gene Ontology annotation, cellular component: plasma membrane. NCBI's taxonomy places the organism in Eukaryota, Metazoa, Hemichordata, Enteropneusta, Harrimaniidae. The record is from RefSeq and is a predicted model, not a curated record.
AUGGAGACGUCACUUCGGAUUGCGCUGCAGCAGUACAACUUUUCCAACUACUCCUUUCUAGACAACGUUACAUAUGAGAUUACUGGAAAUGAGAACCAGCAGCAACCUGUAAUGGACCUGUAUCUACCGAUAUGGCUGCAAGUUAUACUGGCUAUAUUAUAUGCAUGUACGUCGGCACUCGCUGUUAUCGGCAAUCUUGUCGUAUGUUACAUAGUACUUGGAAAUCGACGUAUGCGUACGGUGACCAACUAUUUCAUCGUUAAUCUAGCCAUUAGCGAUUUCCUAAUGGCAGUAAUAUGCGUCAAUCUGACUUUUUACUACAGUAUAAACUUUCACUGGCCGUUUGGGUACGUUAUGUGUGCUCUGGUGCAGUAUAUACAAAUGGUAUCCGUCUCGAUCAGUAUAUUUACAUUGGUUGCUAUUAGCUUGGACCGAUACGUCGCAAUUAUACAUCCUCUACGACCCAGAAUGACCAAGAAACAAGCUUUCAUCGUGAUAAUCAUAAUCUGGGUGUUAGCAGGUGGGAUAAGCCUUCCAGCUGCCAUCAACAGUGAAAUAGACACCUCGUACAACUCAACGGACAUUAUUUGCAAGGAAACAUGGCAAACUGAAAAACAGCGAUCGAUUUAUACAAUCACUCUGAUGAUCCUACAAUACUUUUUGCCACUGGUGAUACUUUCUAUUACGUAUUCCAUCAUUGGAUAUGCUAUUUGGGGUCGAAAACCACCAGGAGAGAGGGAGAGACACCGAGAUGCCAGACAAGCGGAAUCUAAGAAAAAGAUUAUUGUGUGGCGUACUGGAAACAGCAGUGUGUACGUCAGUCUAGGCCUCGUGUGUAUAAGAGCUUUCAAACGAAUGCCACAAGCACAGGAAUCAUUGGUUUCUGUCGUCAAGAUUAAGCGAAUAAUUGUGAAUCCGUUGCACACCUGCCUUGUGAUAUUAGUACUUCUAGUGUCCACUUGUCAAGAUGUUCGCGUUGAUAGUUCUGAUAUUUGCGUUAUGUUAUUUACCCAUCCACACAUUCACCCUGCUUCUGGACUAUCAUAA